AAAGGCGUUAAAGAGUGGACAAAAGGAGGAAGCCGUCCGAACGCAACUGUAAAGUUAAAGGUGCCCAAAAUAAGACUGGGUAUCCUGAGGUAGGCGGGCCCAGUAGGAUACGAUACCUUGGAUGCUGAAUGAGACUUUACAAGGACGUAUUUAUGCAUUUAUAUAUAUGAAUAAGCUGUUUUUUCAUCCUACAAAUGACCUAAUUUUCAAGUAAUCAGUUGGAGAGGUUAGAAGUGUUGCCUUUGGAAUGACAUCUGGAAUCUCUGCGUACAGAUGCCUACCUCACCAAGACGAUCUGACAAUGCUAUUGAAAAUUAACAGGUAGCCUGUUAAAGGAGGCUCAGUUGAGGCACCACCUAAUCAGUUAAUUAUGACGUGCAUGAAAAUCAGGCUUAAUUAAACCGCUGGUAUGUCAAGAACCUCAUCACAGCUGUAAUUUGAACAUUUUCAGGAACACAAUGGCUGACCUGAGUAUAAUACACGAGCAAAGGAAUCCAGCAGACGUCUGGUUAAAAGGUAUUUUAACAUCAAGAGGUGCAGAUGACUUUAAUUCAGGGGAAGUGAAAAAUCAUCUCGACAGCUUCGGUUUUGAAGAUGAUCUUGCUGAAAAGGACCUCCCUAAUGCUAUGGAGUUUGUGAGUGUCGAGUGUAAUAUGCUCUUUGACUCGGAUUUUAACAUAAAUAAUGAUAACAAAUUGGGGGAGAGGAGUGUUCGGAAAAAGAAGCACAAAAGCAAGAAGAGCAAGUACAGUAAGUCCUCCAAGAAAAAUGCUGUGUUUCCGCUCUUGUAUCCUCUCCCGUUGAUAUCGGAACUCUUUCGGUACCGAAAUGUUGAUGUAUACAAACGAUCGAAUAAGGACGGGCCGUUCGUCAAAAUUUUCCCUUCAGAAUCUGUCGGUGAGAAAAGUAAUUACAAUCUUGAGGCCACAGAGACCGAUGAGUGUGAGGAUAGUGUUAAUGUGAAAAAGUUAAAGGACCAAGAGUGUGAUAUUUGUGGAAGACAGCUCCUAUCCCAAGAUUUAGAAGUGCACUUGCAGGAAGAACAUAUGGAAGGCAUUUUUUUCAAAUGUGAAGUCUGUAAGAAGAAAUUCACCGAGAAGAAGUACCUGAUCGCUCAUCGAAUAUUGCACGUGAAUGUGGUUGGGAGACCCUACCCCUGUUCGCUAUGUCACGAGAGGUUCACCAACAAAACAGCCCUGAAGAAUCACUCCCAAAGCCAUCAUACCUUUGGGAAGGAUGUACACGAUGAAGUGUCUGAUCAGACACUGCAGGCAGGUGAUAGGGAACAGGCUGCUGGCAAUAAGAAGGAAUUCCAGUGUCAGCACUGUGAGAAGUCCUUCACUUACAAGGUACAGUGCACCAGUCACGAAAAGCUCCAUUCGGGCAACGUUAUUGUGAAGUGUGAUGACUGUGACGAUACUUUUAAUGUAAAACAAAUGGUUAGUCACCAGCGUAAGCAUUCCAAAGGCAGACCGUACCAGUGUGACAAGUGUGGUGCUGCAUUUCGGGCUCGUUCAUCUCUGUGGUCGCAUAAAAAAUCACACUUUGGGCACAAGCCCAGGGAGUGCCCAGACUGUGGGUCCAUGUUUUGGAAAAGUUCAGCUCUGAAAAAGCACAAGAAAACUCAUCAUGAAUAAAUAGGUUAUAUGACAUAGCCUCUCGAGUUGCUUGUAUGUAGAACAUACAAGGUUGACAAUUCCUUGAACAUGCCACUUUUUAGGUACCAGUGAAACAAAUAGAAGCCUCUCCAUUAAUUGUAAUUCCUAUUGUUAAUUCUAUUUAAAAGAAAAAGAGUUUUAUUGUUGCAGAUGUAUUUGAGUAUUUUAUGUCAAAAACUUGGUAUCAGACUUGUAAAUAAUGUAGUAUUCCCUGACAGUUUCAAAACAAUUUCUUCUGUAGUUUUCUGUACAAUAUCAUUCAUACUGAAGAGGAGACAGGGGGUCUCAAAGCAGUCUGAGAAUGUUUUUAGUUCGCAGGUCCAUAAACUUUUUCUCUUUUUGUAAUUUCAAUAUUUUGUCUAAGAAUCCACUAAUGGUGUAAUUCCUGUAUAUGACGGUAGUAAGAGUAACAUCAGUGGCAGUGUCUGGUCAAAGCUUUUAAUAGUUCUAGGCAGUGUACUAGUUUUGAGACAGACUAAUGCUUUUUAUGUUUUGUUGAAAGGUAGACCAGUGCAGGAAUUAUCUUUUGUGUAAUUUGACUUUUGUCUCAUCAACUUGUGAGAUGCUGGCAUAUCUUUGUAAAAUAUCAUGCAGUGCAUUUUUGAA
Messenger RNA from Macrobrachium nipponense, 2264 nucleotides. RefSeq names its product zinc finger protein 677-like. The transcript is spliced from 4 exons. The record is from RefSeq and is a predicted model, not a curated record. Gene Ontology annotation, molecular function: RNA polymerase II cis-regulatory region sequence-specific DNA binding; DNA-binding transcription factor activity, RNA polymerase II-specific. Lineage: Eukaryota; Metazoa; Arthropoda; Malacostraca; Decapoda; Palaemonidae. The coding region runs from base 459 to 1637 and encodes 392 amino acids. Gene Ontology annotation, cellular component: nucleus. Gene Ontology annotation, biological process: regulation of transcription by RNA polymerase II.